Aspergillus mulundensis is the source of this 1707-nucleotide messenger RNA. Its product is annotated as putative MFS alpha-glucoside transporter. Lineage: Eukaryota; Fungi; Ascomycota; Eurotiomycetes; Eurotiales; Aspergillaceae. Gene Ontology annotation, molecular function: carbohydrate:proton symporter activity. Gene Ontology annotation, cellular component: membrane. The coding region runs from base 1 to 1707 and encodes 568 amino acids. Gene Ontology annotation, biological process: transmembrane transport; carbohydrate transport. The transcript is spliced from 2 exons. The record is from RefSeq and is a predicted model, not a curated record.
AUGGAGUCCUCCAAAACUCAGGAUGUGAUUACUCCUAGUCUGUUCAAAGAAGAAGAGCCCUCAAGUCCUCAUCAUGAUCCGGCAAUGCCGAUGGCAAAGAUCGUUGCAAAUGCAAAGGCAGCUGCUCAAAAGGAGCAGAAGAUGACCCUGUUGCAGGGGUUCAAACUCUAUCCUAAAGCCAUUGUAUGGAGUAUUAUCAUCUCUACCACCAUUGUCAUGGAAGGUUAUGAUAUCUCUCUGGUCAACAACUUUUACGCCUUUGAGCAGUUCAAUCGCAAGUACGGCGAGUUGGGAGCGAACGGAGAGUAUCAGGUUCCUGCACGGUGGCAAUCCGGUUUGAGUAACGGUGCUUAUGUUGGCGAAAUUAUCGGCCUAUUGCUCAAUGGUUGGGCUUCUGAAAAAUUUGGAUAUCGGUACACUGUCAUGGCCUGUCUUAUCCUAAUUACGGCCUGGACAGCAAUAUUCUUCACAGCUCCUAAUGUCCAAGCCCUAUUGGCCGCCGAAAUCCUCGCCGGUAUCCCCUGGGGAGUCUUCCAAACGCUAUGUGUCACCUACGCCUCCGAAGUCUGCCCGGUUGCGUUGCGGAAUUACCUUACAACCUACGUCAAUUUCUGUUGGGGUGUGGGACAACUCAUCGGUGUCGGCGUGAUUCGGGCCAUGAUCGGUCGACAAGACGAAUGGGCUUAUCGGAUCCCGUACGGACUUCAAUGGAUGUGGCCGAUUCCACUCUUCAUUGGGAUCUGGUUAGCACCGGAAUCGCCAUGGUGGCUAGUUCGAAAGGGCAAAACACAGGAGGCCAAAAAGUCCCUGCAGCGUCUGACGAGCCCCGAGCGGGAUACCGAGUUCAAUGCGGACGACACAAUUGCCAUGAUGGUCCACACCACCGCUCUGGAACAGAAGAUUACCUCCGGCGCUAGCUAUCUAGAUUGCUUUAGGGGUGUGGAUCUGCGGCGCACGGAAAUUGUCUGCAUGGUAUGGGCUAUCCAGAACCUCAGCGGCAACUCUUUUUCCAACUACUCGACCUAUUUCCUUCAACAAGCGGGACUCGGUGACGAGCAGGCGUACUCUUUUGCAAUGGGCCAAUAUGGUAUCAACAUGGCCGGUGUCUUCGGAGCAUGGUUUCUCAUGUCGUGGGGUAUUGGUCGCCGAAAACUCUAUCUUUACGGCCUAUGUGGUCUCUGCGUGAUGCUGUUGGUUAUGGGAUUCCUUGGUCUUGUUCCAGAGGAACAUCGGACACAAUCAUCCCUUGCAACCGGGUCGAUGAUGCUGAUCUGGGCGUUGUUUUACCAAUUAACCGUUGGGACUGUGGCCUAUUCCCUUGUCGCGGAGAUUUCGACUCGUCGUCUACAGAUCAAGACCGUCGUUCUCGGUCGUAUCUUGUACAACAUAGUUGCUAUUGUCUGCGGUGUCAUGACGCCGUAUAUGGUGAACCCCACAGCCUGGGACUGGGGCAACUUUGCUGGUCUCUUCUGGGGAGGGAUUUGCUUUCUCUGCAUCAUUUAUACAUAUUUCCGCGUACCCGAGCCCGCGGGUCGUACAUUCGCCGAGCUGGACGUUCUUUUUGAGCGCAAAGUUAGUGCCCGCAAGUUCGCUAGCACUCAGGUCGAUGUUUUCGAUGAAACUUUUGAGGGCAGAGUGGUCGAGAACUACCAAAGCCAGAAGGAGCACCCAGGUGAUCCAGAGAGACAAGCCGCCAGCGUAUUCUGA